Bicyclus anynana (squinting bush brown) is the source of this 5640-nucleotide messenger RNA. RefSeq lists its product as uncharacterized. The transcript is spliced from 2 exons. Bases 2758 to 4674 code for a protein of 638 amino acids. Lineage: Eukaryota; Metazoa; Arthropoda; Insecta; Lepidoptera; Nymphalidae. The record is from RefSeq and is a predicted model, not a curated record.
GGUUUUAUCCGCGUACUUCCUAUUCCAUAAUACAUGUUUUUAGCAUUUUCUAUUAUAAUAGGUAAUUUCUAAAAUAUUAGAAGACAAUUGUAGUGAAUUGGUAAAUAAAAUGGCGUGCACAUAUCAUUGUGUCGAAAUAACAAGCUCUGAUUACGGCGUCAAUAAUUCAGGGCACAUUUGCAGCGCUUUCAGGGCCGACCGGGUGACCUUCCGCGAAUGUCAGGGGUCGGCGGGAUACUUGCACGAAGUGUUGCCAGCUUUUGAAAAGAGUAUAAAUAACAAUAUGUGGCUAUUCUUUUCAAUUAUAACAUAGUGAGGUUUUCUUCCUUCUAAGAAAUUUUCAGUGAAUAUCUCAGCCCGAAGUUGGGUAGGGUAGUUGACUCAUGUCAAAUUUAUAAUAAGGGUUCGAAACAUAUCGUUAUUCACUAAUAAAAGUUCAUAAGAAACUUUUUUAUAAUUUUUUUCCAAACGUCAAAAACUUUAUCGUCCAUUUUGUUACGUCACAUCGUUAUUUGAUGUAGUAAAGGAAUAAACGUCAAACCAAUAAUUUUGACCAACACUAAACCGUUUGGUUAAGGUUUAGUGUUUAUGUGACGUCAGAAACGAUAAAAUAUAGACCAUCAUGGCCGACAGCGCUUUUUUGACUCGUAUUGUCGAAAAAAAAUUAAAAUUAAAAUUUUUAUGUAUUCAUGUGUCAAAAAAAUAUAAUACAUUCUUUUUCAAUCUAUCAGAACGAUAGUGAACAAUUUAAGACCAUUUAAAAAAAGUGUAAACUUAGGCUAGUUGAUGGUAUUACACCAAGAAAGUCUCUUAGAAAUGUGGAAGGUAUAGCAACCAUAGAGUUUGUGUCAAGCAUAAAAGAUACGCUACAUUUGCAUAAAGUAAUAAGUGAUUUACUAUAAGCAAAUAUUUUUGAGUUACCAAUGCUAUUGGAAACUACUUAUUGGAAUUAAUUUUCCUCGUUACGUAUUCGAACGCCAAAUUGUACGUUCUGUUACAUCCCUAAAUUCUAUAUUCAUAGUGCAGAGCUGUGACACAGAUAUAAAUGUUCUGUCAGCAAUAUAUAUGCUUUAUAAACCGUAGCUCUGCCUCUAAACAUUCAGUCGUUCUGGUCAUGGGGGUGAAACUUCCGCACAGUUCGCUUACGUAAAAUAUUUUGUAUGAAGUGCUGCCCUCCAGCGCUCACGGUACAAAAACUUAAGCGAAGUUUUCUCAGGCACAAUAUAGAUGGCACGCAUGAAGCACAUUAUUUGAUUAAAAUCACUCCUGUUCAGACUAUGAAAGUUUAAAAAAAUAUAGUUUCAAAUAUGACAGUUUAGCUGUCUUUGAUUUUUUUCUGUUGUUGCUAUAGUGAUGUUUAUGUUAUGUCAAUAAAAAGUCAGCACACAAUCGGGAUCAGAGUUUAAUUUAAAACAUGGUGACAGUGGUGAACGAAAAAUAUUAAAAUAAGAUGUAAUCGGUACAAAUAAGUGUUUAUAAUGGGUAUUACUUGUGGAUUUGGUGUGCAUAGUGAAUAAUUAACCAUGGAACAUGCUCGACCACCAUCGGAAUUAUGCUCAGAAGGCGGCCCGGUGUGUUGCGAAACGGCGUGGCGAAAAUGUCGCCAGCAAUUUUACGAAUUCUUAAAGGUGACCAGUGUUUAGACCUUAUCAGUGGUUAUUUAUAAUCAUAAACGUCAAUAUUCAUAGUUGGUGCACUAAUGUUAUCAGGCUGCUGAAGUGCAUAGAUAUUUUCAUAAUCACAAAAGAAAAAAUAAAUCGUUGAAUAAUAAGUAUCAUCUUUUCUUUCUUUGAUUAAAAAUCCUUGAAUAUUUGAAGGAUUAUUGCAAUUUGUUUUCCUUAUUUCUAUAUAUUUAUAAAAUUUGGCUAUUUUAAAUAUUUGGGUACAUUAGUAUUAUAUAGUGAAAUAGGUGAUUUUGUAAAUAUUAUGUUUAUGUUAAAUUUUUUUCAUUAAUAAUUCCUAUAUAAGAAUUAAGGAAAACAAACAGCAAUAGUCAUACAACUAAAAUAUAGAUUGUACUCGUAGAGAGAACGCCAUCUAUGGGUAGCUAAUAAAUCUAAUUAGAAUGCGCCAUCUAGUGAUCACGGUACAUAACUUUUUUAAACCGAAAUGAGAGUUGCGUAUCUAUCUCAAUAUAUAAUGUAUCAUCUAUGGUUCUGGUGAUUAGCCGAAUUGCUGUCCAGCUACGGACCUGGUUUAUGCCCGCCGGUCUGGACUAAGUAACAAGGCUAAGCCCCUGGUAAUACUAGCCGCCUAUAGACCCUUUGCAGGUCCUCGCGAGUCGCGAAACAUAGUGAUCCGAAGUAAUAGAGCUUGUUGUCGAACUAUAGUUAAAUUAUAAAUAAUAAAGUUCAGUUUUAGUUAAUAAAGUGUUUUUUUUUAUAAACACCGAUAAGCCGAAACUAACAUUUGGUGUCAGAAGAAAGCGGGAUUUAUUCCUGUUGGACGCCUACUCCUGACGACGUCCAGAAACUAUAGUUCUCCGAGCCAAGCUGCCUGCCCUGCUGCCGUUCCUGAUCUCUCUGACAGACGGAUAGUCAGACUCCCAGCUACUCCGACAAUAAGACCACAUCGUGCCAUACCCUGUCGUUCCCGAGGGUUCACUGCCCAGCCGAGAGGUGCUGCCACGCGGUCCAGACUCCUGAAACAUCACCUACAUCGCGACGAGGCGUGCGGGAUUGCACGCGCGACCCAGAUCGACUCACCCGGCGUUGCAACACACUGCGCCGCUGCUCCGAUUAAUUCGCCGACUCAUCAAUGACACCGAUUCUUGUACUACUGGUCAUCGCGCCAGGCACCAUCGCCACAACCGAGUUAAUAACGCCAAUAGUCGAUAGCCCAGGUCUAUAUUUCGAUAAUCUAGGAAUCUUAAAAUACUACAAUAACUUCUGGAAUAUUAUUACAUUUACUGACUUAUCUUACAUAAAACCUCAUGUAGAAAACAUUAAAAAUGUUAUAUAUACCGUAAAAGAAACUUGCCAUAGUUAUAAAUCUGCUAAAAUACAGUCCGAUUGCUCUAACACACUUAGUCCUUUAGAAAUAAUUCUAAAAAAUGUUGAAAAUAAUUAUCAAUCUCUAUCUCAUCUUACGCAGGAAAAAGGUCGUUCUAAAAGGUCUUCAUGGUUCGGUUUUGGUGGACCCAUACUUAAACAACUAUUUGGAUCCCUAGAUGAAGACGAUGCUCAAAUAUUUACUAAUGCUAUAAAUGCAAUUCAAGAUGACCAGAGACAUCUUGCAUCUUUAAUGAAAGAAAAUAUUCAUGUUAUCUCUUCUACUAUUAGUACAUUUAACAAUACUAUUCAGAAACUAAAUGAAAAUGAGCAAAUACUUAAUAGUAACAUAGAAAAAUUAGAUAAAAUCCUAGAUAACGUUUUGCAAACUACAAAUAAAUUAGAAGCGUCAUCACAUCUCACAAUGACCUUUAGUGCUUUAGAAAGCUCAUUAAUGACUUUAAAUUUUAACCUCAAGGAUAUCAUUGACGCAAUCCUAUUCGGUAAACAAAACAUUGUCCAUCCCUCUAUACUAUCUCCUAUGCAACUUUAUAAUGAAUUAAACUCUAAUAAAAAUAAAGUUCCCCAAAAUUUUCCCUUACCCUUGAAUUUAGAAAAUAUGCACAUACUUUUAGAUAUAUCCCAAAUUUCUAGUUUCAUCACUGACUCUAAAAUAGUAUUUGUUGUUAAAAUUCCUCUUGUUCUCUUACAAGAAUAUAAUUUGUACCAUGUCUAUGCCCUUCCGACUGCCCAUGAUAUCAAUAACCCACAUUCCUUUGCUAUGAUCAACCCUACUGCUAAAUUUUUGGCAAUAACAGACGAUAAAUUACUGUAUUCAAUGACAGACUCGAUCAGUGAUUGCAAAACUCUAACAAAUAACUAUCGCCUGUGCAAAUUAGGCAAUGUGCAUUCUAGUGUCGCAAAUCCUACGUGUGAAGUGCAAAUCCUAAGUGCUUACAUAAAUAAAAUACCGGACACAUGUGAUUAUAAAAACGUAGUUAGUGAUAUUGACGUUUGGCAAACGAUUAGUAAUAAUAAAUGGAUAUAUGUUCAAUCCAACAUAGCUAAGCUCUCGGUUAAAUGUAACAAUAGUAUUAACGACUAUGAUAUAAUUGGAACAGGAAUUCUCAAGCUUCCAAAAGGAUGCACAGCUUUUCAUAAACUCUUGCAAUUCUCUCCUUCAGUAGAAUACGAAACUGCAUUGUAUAUGCCUACUCCUAACUUUAACAUUAUAAAUGACGAUUGCUGUUCCAGAAAGAAAAUAAAUUCUACGCUUCCAUAUCUAACACCAAUUAAAUUAUCUCAUAUAAACUUAGAUUCUUUGCAUUACGUUACACAUAGAUUAAAUCAAGUUAACGAUGAAAUUGAAAAGAUUGAAAACAAACCCUACCAUAUUAAAUAUGGAAGUUAUUUCAGUGUUUGUACAACUCUCGUAUCUUUAAUCGUAUUAUGCUAUAUUUCUUUCAAAAUGUAUAAAAAAUGUUGUAAUCGAAGAAAGCGUAAUAAUAGUUUAGAUUCUAGUUCUGGUUGCUGUAUUCAGAUUUUUAAUAGCUGUUAUACUAAACCUAAUCAAAAUAUACAAGCUAUUAAUACUAGUUCCGAUUAUGAAACACAUAAUAGAGCAUUCGAAUCCAAUAGUAGCUCAGAGAACUCUCCUACUUUCCUAAGGAGAAAUUUACAUUGAAAUGUUAUGUUUAGUACUUUUCCAUAAUUACUAUUAUACUAAUACUGUUACUAAAUUAUUAAAUGCCAUUUCAUGUUUGGUUUAUACUAUUACAUAAGUCUACUAUAUACUAUUUGCUAUUUUAAUACACUGGUUCUUUUGUAAUAAUAAGAAAAUGUUAUUUUGUAAGUUUUUUAUUUUCUAUUUCUUUGUGAUUGUAUUAUCUUAAAUAUUAUUACCUAUGUAGGAAAAGAAAAAAUAUGAUUAUGUUAUUCCUAAUUUUCAUUUCUAUUUCUUCUAUUGUAAUACUUGGAUCACUAUUGUAAUAUUCUACUCACAUCUUACUUACUAUGAUGCUUCGUCUUAAAGAGGGGAGGUGUUACAUCCCUAAAUUCUAUAUUCAUAGUGCAGAGCUGUGACACAGAUAUAAAUGUUCUGUCAGCAAUAUAUAUGCUUUAUAAACCGUAGCUCUGCCUCUAAACAUUCAGUCGUUCUGGUGAUUAGCCGAAUUGCUGUCCAGCUACGGACCUGGUUUAUGCCCGCCGGUCUGGACUAAGUAACAAGGCUAAGCCCCUGGUAAUACUAGCCGCCUAUAGACCCUUUGCAGGUCCUCGCGAGUCGCGAAACAUAGUGAUCCGAAGUAAUAGAGCUUGUUGUCGAACUAUAGUUAAAUUAUAAAUAAUAAAGUUCAGUUUUAGUUAAUAAAGUGUUUUUUUUUAUAAACACCGAUAAGCCGAAACUAACAGUUCCCAACAAUCGUGAGCGUAAACCGAAGAGCGUCAAUAAGUAACACAGUGGUCUAGCUACUCGUAGCAUUAUUCUCUUUGAACUACUGAUUUGACAAACGAGAAUAAUUUGCAUUUACAAUAAUGUGAUAAGUGGAUGCCAAUAGGAUGGAAACACAACAACUACAAUAGCUGUAGGAAACUGGAGUAUUAUACACGACCAUUUACAAAAGUUACUGUUGCUGUAAACAUUAUAUCUAGA